UCUCAUAUCAAUAAAAGAGUCUUUGAAAUUUCAUACUGAUUCUGAAAUGGAAUUAUCACUGAAAUCCAUUGCAGUCUCCAUAGUUUUGGUUACAGUAGUAACAUUGGCAUGGAGAGUGCUGAACUGGGUAUGGUUGAGGCCAAAGAGGCUGGAGAGAUACCUGAGACAGCAAGGUCUCUUGGGUAAACCUUACAGGCUUCUCUACGGAGACUUGAAGGAGGCCUCAAUGAUGCUAGAACAAACAAAAUCCAGAUCCUUCACUGUCUCUGAUGACAGUACACCACGUAUUGUUCCAUUCCUCCAUCAAGUGGUAAAGGAUUAUGGUAAAAAUUCUUUUAUAUGGAUUGGUCCAAUACCCAGGGUGACCAUCAUGAAUCCUGAUCAACUAAAAGUAAUAUUUUCCAGGCUUAGUGAUUUUCAUAAACCUCGGGCGAACCCACUUGCCAAGUAUCUUGCAACUGGACUUUUUGAGUAUGAAGGGGAGAAGUGGACCAAACAGAGAAGGAUUAUCAAUCCAGCAUUCCAUCUCGACAAGUUGAAGCUUAUGUUACCUGAAUUCUAUCAAGUUUGUACUGAGAUGAUUAGCAAAUGGGAGAAAUUGGUCUCUGAAGAAGGAUCAUGUGAAUUGGAUGUAUGGCCCUUCCUUGCAAAUUUGACAGGUGAUGUGAUUUCUAAAACAGCAUUUGGAAGCAACUUCGAAGAAGGAAGAAGGAUAUUCCAACUCCUGACAGAAUUAGGUGAUCUUAUAACAGAAGUAUUACAAUCGGUUUACAUUCCAGGAUGGAGGUUUUUACCUACUAAGAGGAAUAGGAGAUUGAAGGAACUUGACAUGGAAAUCCGAGCUUUACUUCUGGGUAUCAUAAAAAAUAGAGAGAAGGCAAGGGAAGCAGGUGAAGCUGCAAAGAAUGACUUAUUAGGUAUACUCAUGGAAUCAAAUUUUAGAGAAAUUGAAGAACAUGGAAACAACAAAAAUGUUGGAAUGAGUAUAGAUGAAGUGAUUAAAGAGUGUAAGCUAUUUUACUUUGCUGGUCAAGAGACUACCUCCGUUCUGCUUGUUUGGACUAUGGUUUUACUGAGUAAACAUCAAGAUUGGCAAGCUCGUGCAAGAGAAGAGAUUUUCCUAGUAUUUGGUGAUAAGAAACCUAGCUAUGAUGAACUGAAUCACUUGAAAGUUGUCACAAUGAUACUAUAUGAGGUACUCAGGUUAUACCCUCCAGUAGUUGCUGUUGAUCGAGCUGUUAACGAAGAACUAAAACUUGGGAACUUGUCACUACCUGCUGGAGUUGAGGUCACAACCCCAAUUAUCUUGGUUCACCAUGAUCAGGAACUUUGGGGUGAAGAUGCAAUGGAGUUUAAACCAGAGAGGUUUUCAGAAGGAAUUUCAAAGGCGACAGAAAAUCAAGUUUCAUUCAUCCCUUUCGGAUGGGGUCCUCGGAUAUGCAUUGGACAAAACUUUGCUCUCAUGGAAGCAAAAAUGGCUUUGGCUCUAAUCAUGAAAAACUUCACAUUUGAGUUAUCUCCAUCUUACGUGCAUGCUCCUCAUACAGUUAUUACUCUUCAUCCGGAAAACGGUGCCUGCUUAAUCUUGAGGAAACUAUAGUGUGAAACUGCCAAUUGUAGACAAAUAAGAUUGACAUUAUAUUGUUAAAAGAAAAUAAAGUUAUUACAUUUUAUAGCGCAAAGCAAGUAUCGCUUUGGCCCUAUAAUUUUAAAUAUCAA
Messenger RNA from Pistacia vera, 1719 nucleotides. Its product is annotated as cytochrome P450 CYP72A219-like. The transcript is spliced from 5 exons. Bases 47 to 1600 code for a protein of 517 amino acids. Lineage: Eukaryota; Viridiplantae; Streptophyta; Magnoliopsida; Sapindales; Anacardiaceae. Gene Ontology annotation, molecular function: iron ion binding; oxidoreductase activity, acting on paired donors, with incorporation or reduction of molecular oxygen; monooxygenase activity. The record is from RefSeq and is a predicted model, not a curated record.